GGAGGACAAGAACACUUAACUCUACAAGUCACUUGCAUUUAACUCAUACCUACCAGUGAGACCUUCUAAGAAAAUUAUUCAGUGCGCUCAUACAUGCUUAUAUAGAUCACCAAUGAGCAAGUAACUUUAGAUAAAGAUCCAAGGAGAAAUGGAGAAACUAGAAGAAAGCUUGUCUGAGGUUAGAGAAACAUUCAAAAGUGGAAAAACAAGGAGUGCUGCAUGGAGGAAAACACAGCUUAAAGCUUUGAUUAAGCUUCUGAAAGAUAAUGAGAAUGAAAUCUUCCAAGCACUUAAUCAAGACUUGGGAAAGCACCCUGCUGAAGCUUAUCGCGAUGAGAUUGGGGUGGUUUUCAAAUCAGCCACUUAUUCUUUGAGCAAUAUAGAGAAAUGGAUGGCUCCUACAAAGCGUCAUUUGCCGCUGCUUUUCUACCCUGCAAGUGGAGAAGUGAUACCAGAACCAUUCGGUGUAGUUCUGAUUUUUGGUUCCUGGAAUUUCCCUCUCUCACUGUCUUUGGACCCGUUAAUAGGAGCAAUAUCUGCAGGAAACGCUGUGGUACUGAAAGCUCCGGAACUGUCACCAAAAUGCUCUUCAUUUCUCGCAAAUACUAUCCCUAAAUACUUGGAUCCCGAAGCCAUUAAAAUCAUUGAGGGUGGAGUAGAUGUCUCUGAACAGCUUCUACAGCAGAAGUGGGAUAAGAUAUUCUUUACUGGAAGUCAACGUGUUGGAAGCAUUGUAAUGGCUGCAGCUGCAAAGCAUUUAACACCUGUUACGCUUGAACUGGGUGGAAAAUGUCCUGCUAUUGUGGACAUGGCCUCCAUUUCAUCAGAAAUGAAGGUAGUAGCCAAAAGAAUAGUAGGAGGGAAGUGGGGACCUUGUGCUGGACAGGCAUGUAUUAGCGUAGAUUAUGUGCUUGUCGAAGAGAAGUCUUCUGCUUAUCUGAUAGACUCAUUGAGGAGGAUUAUCAGAAAGUUUUAUGGUGAAAAUCCGAAAGAGUCAACAAGCCUUAGCAAAAUUGUAAACAGGAAAAACUUUAACAGAUUAUGUGGUCUUCUUAAAGACCCUCUGGUUGAAGCUUCCAUCGUUCAUGGUGGUUCAAGCGAUGAAGAAAACCUGUUCAUUGAGCCAACAAUCUUGUUAAACCCUCCACUCGAUUCAGAGAUAAUGACGCAGGAAAUUUUUGGUCCUUUGCUUCCAAUAAUCACAUUGAAUAAUAUUCAAGAAAGCAUUGAAUUCAUAAACUCAAGGCCAAAAUCUCUUGCCAUUUAUGCCUUCACAAAGGAUGAAACAUUCAGGAAACAAAUUGUAACACAAACAUCCUCUGGAAGUGCUGUUUUCAAUGAUACCAUGGUUCAAUUUAUAUGCGAUGUAUUGCCAUUUGGGGGUGUUGGUCACAGUGGAUUCGGAAGGUAUCAUGGGAAGUAUUCUUUUGAUACUUUCAGCCAUGAAAAAGCAGUCAUGCAAAGAGGUUUCUUUCCUGAGAUUGAGCCAAGGUAUCCUCCAUGGAAUAAUUUCAAGCUUGAAUUCAUCAGAACAGCUUACAGAUUUGACUAUCUUAGAUUGUUAUUACUGAUCCUGGGACUUAAAAAAGAGUAGGCAUUUUGUUCCAAGAUUGAAUUAGCCAGGUUUCAAGACAUUGAGCUGCACUUCAAGUUCUUUAUUGUAAUCUUAUGAUACUGAUGUGUUAAAUUAGUCCCGGGUCAAUGCUUUAUAGUAAACUUGUCUGGUAAAAUUUAAUAAUGAUAGUCGAUUGGGAUAAGGAUAA
Ricinus communis (castor bean) is the source of this 1763-nucleotide messenger RNA. Its product is annotated as aldehyde dehydrogenase family 3 member F1. Gene Ontology annotation, cellular component: cytoplasm. Gene Ontology annotation, molecular function: aldehyde dehydrogenase (NAD+) activity. NCBI's taxonomy places the organism in Eukaryota, Viridiplantae, Streptophyta, Magnoliopsida, Malpighiales, Euphorbiaceae. Gene Ontology annotation, biological process: aldehyde metabolic process. The transcript has 10 exons. Bases 149 to 1594 code for a protein of 481 amino acids. The record is from RefSeq and is a predicted model, not a curated record.